AUGGCCCCAUCUAUUAGUCGUCCUACUACGGCUUCUUCCCCAAACUCUGAGUUUCUGCCUUCCUCCAAAGCUCUCGCAACUACAACUACUUCUAUAUCCACAGCUGUUUCAGGCAAGAUACCCCCGCCGAGACAUCCUUCACUGCUCAGGAAACCCAACCCCAAACUUGUUCCCGCAUUAAAGCAGGUCGUUCAGACUCCUGAGAGCCCGCCGACUUCAAUGCUCGAGCUGGAUAAUGACGACAACGGCAAUGACGACGACGAAGAGGGCCGAGUCGGUGCAGAUUCAUCGUUUGAUUGUGUUUUUAAUGCGGACGCGGAUGCUCUGGUGGCGACCACGCGGCAGUAUGAUUGGUGUGGUAGAUGGCAUGCAGUUUCUGUGCUGGAGAAGAUAUGA
Suillus plorans is the source of this 396-nucleotide messenger RNA. RefSeq lists its product as uncharacterized. The transcript has 2 exons. The coding region runs from base 1 to 396 and encodes 131 amino acids. The record is from RefSeq and is a predicted model, not a curated record. NCBI's taxonomy places the organism in Eukaryota, Fungi, Basidiomycota, Agaricomycetes, Boletales, Suillaceae.